AUGUCCGUUCUCCGUCAUGGGGGGUCCUACCUCCAGCGACGCCUCACCAAGAUGUAUACCGACACCAAAACAUCUUGUGAGAGCGUCACCACCGCCUCCAAGGCCGUCGACGACCCCGAGCUCGUCACCCUCCACCGCAGCUUCAGAACCCAGAGAGAUCGGCUGUUGGCAUGGGGCCUCGAUUGGAGCGACGCUAGUGCAGCACAGCCCAACGAUAUCGACGAGUCGCUGACCCAGGCCGGCUUCAGCGACGUCGUUGCCAGCGUCAUGUCGUCAAUUCAAGAGCUCCUCAACGAAGCUGAACGUUUGCAGCACACAGGAACCUCCGAUAUCCUGCCGCCCAAAGGCGGCCGCGCCGACCCUCCGUCGAAGGAUGCGAAAGACGCCCUGAGCCGCCUCCCGGUCAAGACACACUGGACAAACGAGGAUAUCAAUCGAUCGAAGACCCUUCUCUCCGACCUGACCUCCUGCAUUGAUACGCUCUACGACCUGUCUCGCUCUCGGCGCAACAUGGCCGCCAGUGGACAGUCUGGCUGGUCGCGGCAAUACUCUGCCUCCCAAACCCCGACCGCGGACUCCAAAUCCUACCACGGUCCGUCCUACGAUUCGAAGCAGAUGUAUGCGAGCCCUAUUUCGAAGCAGGACCCGUUCGAGUAUUCGCCGUACCCCCAUCACAAUCUCGAGAAGCCAAGGCUUGAGAACCCCUACGCCCCGGCGCCUGUGUCUUCGCAAAAUUACCUCAUUGAUCGCUCGGCGCUGCAGCUCUCCGGGGCAUCGCACGACAACAGCCCCCCGCCGUACGAAAUGGUCGCCGCUUCCACCAAUUCCCGCGCCAUCGGUCGCAUCAAGACCUCGGCAUCUCCAUUUUUGCGUGGUUCCAAAGACUCGACGGCGACAAUUCUCGUUGAAUUCACACCCAUGAUCCUAGAGUCGUCGGGCGCGGUCGCGGUACCCAGUAACAAGCGUCUCGAUCACGUCAACCAGACUCUUGAUCAGCUUGUGCAGAAUGCGCGAGUUUCUCAUCUGGGACUGUUGAAAUUUCUUGGUUACUAUAUUGACAUGCCUAAUUCCCGUUAUGCUAUCAUCUACCAAUUGCCGAUGGACUACUUUCCUUUUCUGCGCAAUCCCACCGAUUUAUUGCAAGGCUUGAAGCCGAAGCCCUUGGUGUCUCUGUUCCAGACCAAAGAAGACAACCAAAUCCCCAACCUCGAAACGCGAUUCCGCUUGGCUUACGAUCUUUUGAUGGCUGUGCUUCAAUUAAGGAGCCAGAACCUUGUGCACGGAAACAUCAACAGCAGCAAUGUUCUUAUCUUCCCUGGACUAACAAACGCGAACAACGACGAAGUCAGCCUUACCGAAAACCUCCAGCGCCCUUACCUGACGUCGUUCGCCCAAUUCUCUGGUAAUGGGUCUUCGCCCGAGCCUCUGUCGUCAAGUAUGUAUCGUCAUCCCGACGAUAAGCGGUCGCUCGAGGACGAUGCCGCCUGGGCUUACGAUCUCUACUCGCUGGGGUUGGUCUUGAUGGAAAUUGGAUUGUGGGCGCCUGUGAGCCGCCUGUGGAAGAUGAAGUACAACAACUCCAUGUUCAAGCAGAGGAUCGAGAACGUUUACCUGCAAAAGCUGGCCCCCAAGUGUGGUAGUGCCUACCUUCAUGUGGUGCAGCUAUGUCUAGAUGCGCCAAACUUCCACCUCUCCACGCAGCCUUUCGACGACCUAAACCUGCGGGUGCCCCAAACCUUCCAUUACCCCGUCCUCGAUCUCUCCGAGCCCCACAGCAUCUUUUCGUUCUCGAUGAAUUUCAUUUACACCAUGUCCAAAAUUGCCUGGUCUUGCUGCAGAAUCGACCUGUUUUCGGCGCCGAAUGCCGACGAGUUGGACGAUUGCCUGCCCCUUGCUCUUGUCCCUCGACCCGACGUGCAUGAUUCGAAAGCGGCGAUGACAGAAUAUGAGCCUGUGCAUACGCAAUCCGUUCCUGUUGCCGAGCCAUUUCCGAUACUGCCUCAUGCGGACAUGAAGGCUCUACGAGGGAAAAUGGGUCUCGACGAGCCACAAACCCGCAAGCGAACGUUCAAGAAGCUCACCAACGUCGAAAUUCCACAGGAACAUUUGAAUGUGUGGAAUUUCCAGAUGCUCCCUCGACUGCGGAAGCUCCUCCAGAAGAUCUUGAAAGACUCCUCCGAAUCAUGCGGUGUCACUCUCAUGAUGACUGGCGAUGCGGCGGAGAAUGCUCGAACCACGAUCUGCGUGACUUGUGCGAGCGCAAAGAAGGUCCGGGCGGCGCUGAAGAAAUACUUCCCGCUUGAGAGCGAGGAUUGGGAUCUUCUCGUGCUCCGGGGCGACAUCCAACGGUCCAAAGUCCCGCGGAAGAAGCGCCGCAGGCCGGCGAAGACGGGACCGGAAAGAGCAGACCCCCAUGCCUCCUCCUACCAAGACCCGAAUCCUUGUCACCAGCAACGGCCUCUGUGCGGCGCAUCCAUGGGUGCAUUCAUGAAUGAAGAGCAUCUGCCUCCGGUGACUUACGGUGGCGCCAUACUAGUCGAUGGCAUGCCGUAUGGGAUGACCGUUCACCACAUGCUUGAAGCACCUAGUGAUCAGGAGGAUGAGGAGCAAGAUUCUGGGGGCCCUUUACGAUCAGCUGGAAACUGGCCGCAACAGUCAGGUCCGCAAGAUGCGGAGUUCAUGUAUAGCUGGUGUGAUGAUGACGGGUCGUCGGAUGUCGAUCUUGAGUUUCAAAUCUCGGAAGACGAGGAUGGAGACGGACAUUCCUUGGAUGGGAACUACGAAGAGUUCUGCCUGUCUGAAGGCUAUUCCUCAGACGAGGACGCAUUCAAUAUUGACGAUGACGAAUACGAAGAUGAGGAUGCGGCAUCAAUCGGUGAUACGGCGGGUAUCGAGCCUGGAGAUGAACCCCCUUUAUUUGUCACGCAGCCCGCGAUCGACGAUGUUCGGGAGGAUUUCUUUCCAUCCCCCGAAGACCGCGACGAUGAACACCUGGCUUCCCACUCUUUUGGGUUCGUCCAUGCCUCAUCUGGUGUCCGACGCUGGACGCGGAAAGGCAUCAAACACGAGAUUGAUUGGGCAUUAAUCAAAAUCAACGACGAUCGGAUCGAUGUCCGCAAUAUUGUUUACGAUAAAGCAUCGUCAACCAGGCCAAACGCAUCCAGACGACGAUACGGAGACCGCAGUCCACUUCCGCAAGGCGAAGUCAUCUAUCUCAAUGACAUUGCACGCCUCGAAGAUAUCAGCGGUUUGAAUGUGCACUGCUGCGGUCGAACGAGUGGCCUGCAAACGGGACAGAUCUCAAGAGCAAUGACGAUCGUCAAGCUACAUGGCCGCCAGACCUUCUCGACGAGCUUUUGCGUGGAUGGGAAUUUUGGGGUCCCCGGCGAUUCAGGCGCUUGGGUCUUCGAGCGGUCGACCGGUCGUGUCUGUGGCCACGUUCUAGCUUGGUCCGACAAAAGCCACACGGCCUACAUCGCUCCCAUGGAAGUCCUCCUCGAGGACAUCGCGCGCACCCUCAACGCAUCCUACGUCGCCCUCCCAGGGGGUCCGGAUGGGUCGCUUGCAUACGCCAUGCCUCACUCCAACACCCUCGAGCCCCAGAAUCCGCGUUACCGCAAUCCCCUUCCACUCCCCGAUCAGAUCCCUGUUGACAUCGGCCGACUCCGCAUCGACGAUCCCAGCAUGGGGCCCGUCAACACCAGUCGUGGCCUACGAGAAGUCUCCACCCCGUACCGGGGCAUGCCGCCUAUCUUGACACAGCCUCGCAGUUUGGAAAGACAAAUUGCUUGA
Molecule: messenger RNA, 3792 nt
Organism: Aspergillus steynii IBT 23096
Lineage: Eukaryota; Fungi; Ascomycota; Eurotiomycetes; Eurotiales; Aspergillaceae
Exons: 2
Coding region: 1-3792 (1263 amino acids)
Biological process (GO): protein phosphorylation
Molecular function (GO): ATP binding; protein kinase activity
Source: RefSeq, a predicted model, not a curated record